CGCACCCGCCCUAAAAUACUUUUAUGUCAUUGGCUAAACUUUACCCCGCCCCCUGUGUCAUCCAACCUAUGGCUGAGGACGGAGGGUCCGCGAUUGGUCCGACUGGAAAUUGUGGCCGGAAGGCCUGGGAUUGGGGCCUCAGUGCUAGUGGAGAUGGCGGUUGCCGCAGCUGGUCGGGGAAUCGGGGCAAAGCUGGGCCUGCGUGAGAUUCGCAUCCACUUAUGCCAGCGCUCAGCCGGCAGCCAGGGAGUCAGGGACUUCAUAGAGAAACGUUAUGUCGAGCUGAAGAAGGCGAACCCCGACCUGCCCAUCCUAAUCCGCGAAUGCUCGGAUGUGCAGCCCAAACUUUGGGCCCGCUACGCAUUUGGCCAAGAGAAGAAUGUCUCGUUGAACAACUUCAGUGCUGAUCAGGUAACCAGAACUGUGGAGAAUGUGCUAAGUGGCAAAGCCUGAAGCCUCCACUGAGGAUUAAAAGCAAGAGCUCCAGAGCCUGGGCUCUGCUGGACUCAGUACAAUAUGGAAAAAUGUGUUCUGUUCCUUAUAAAGCUUGUACUGUCAAAUGCUG
This is a messenger RNA of Lemur catta (Ring-tailed lemur), 565 nucleotides long. It is a transcript of the gene NDUFA2, whose product is annotated as NADH:ubiquinone oxidoreductase subunit A2. NCBI's taxonomy places the organism in Eukaryota, Metazoa, Chordata, Mammalia, Primates, Lemuridae. The record is from RefSeq and is a predicted model, not a curated record. Bases 154 to 453 code for a protein of 99 amino acids. The transcript is spliced from 3 exons.